AUGGCAUCCUCAAAGGUGAGGCGGCGCGCGGGGGAGCGCCAGGCGUUGGCGUUGGCCGGUCCUGGCGAACUCCCACGCAAAACGGCUGACAAAGGCAAAAAGGGCAAACCGGGAGCCCCGGCGCCCGCAGCUGCGCCCCCGCCCCCUCCACCGCCGGACACCAAACCGGAAGACAAGAAAGACCAGGAGCCCAAGAAAAAGGAAAAGUCCGUGCAGCCCAAGAAUGAAGUGGGCACGAGGAAGGGGUGUCGCCGCUACAAGUGGGAACUCAAGGACAGCAAUAGAGAGUUCUGGGUUAUGGGGCACGCCGAGGUCAAGAUCCUGAGCUUCGGCUGCCUAAUAGCUGCAAUGAUCAUGUUCACGGGGACCACAGUGCACCCUCUCCUGACCCUCAUCAUCACCAUGGAGCUGUCCGUCUUCUGCUUCUUCUUCAUUAUCUACACCUUCGCCAUCAACAGAUACAUGCCCUUCAUCCUGUGGCCCAUUUCUGACCUUCUCAAUGACCUGUUCGCCUUCAUCUUCCUUGUGGGGGCCGUAGCCCUGGCUGUGAGAAGCCGACAAACUAUGCCCAUGAACUACUUCAUUGCUGUGAUUCUUAUCGGUGUGGCUGGACUUUUCGCUUUAAUCGAUAUAUGCCUUCAAAGAAAACAUUUCAAAGGCAAGAGAGUCAAAAGGAAUGCGCUGAUUCCCCCUCCAGGAAAGGACCAAAAAGGUGAAAAGCCAAAGGAACCAGAAAAGCCACCGGAAAAGGCACCACCAGAAAAGCCCAAGGAGAAAGGAAAGGCAGGCAAGAAAUGA
Ailuropoda melanoleuca (giant panda) is the source of this 798-nucleotide messenger RNA. It is a transcript of the gene CMTM2, whose product is annotated as CKLF like MARVEL transmembrane domain containing 2. Gene Ontology annotation, cellular component: membrane. NCBI's taxonomy places the organism in Eukaryota, Metazoa, Chordata, Mammalia, Carnivora, Ursidae. The transcript is spliced from 6 exons. The coding region runs from base 1 to 798 and encodes 265 amino acids. The record is from RefSeq and is a predicted model, not a curated record.